Messenger RNA from Culex pipiens pallens (northern house mosquito), 516 nucleotides. RefSeq lists its product as uncharacterized. Lineage: Eukaryota; Metazoa; Arthropoda; Insecta; Diptera; Culicidae. The coding region runs from base 1 to 516 and encodes 171 amino acids. The record is from RefSeq and is a predicted model, not a curated record. The transcript has 3 exons.
AUGAUUUCGAACGCUCGUGUCAAGGAGUUCUUCGACAUUGAAAUGGCCACGUGUACCAAUCCAAACACCGACAAAUUCCUAAUUCAAUUUCCUGGUGCAAUAAACCACACAUUCAAGGACAACGUGGUCAGUUUGCACGGAAACUUUACCGUAACGGAAGUGAUUCAGGAACCACUGGAGUUUAUAGUGGUCGCCCACCGGUGCACGAUGAACAUGAAGACGUGCGAACCGUUCAACACGAUCGCCCUGUCCCGCAUCUGUACGUACAUCAACGACGAAAACGGAAUGCUGGCGUCGUUUUUCAGGACGAUGGAACCGAACCUGCGGUGUCCGAUACGGCCGGGCCUGUACCGGUUCGUAAAUUCGACGAUGAAUUUGAAAUUUUUCGCCGCCUUUCCCAUCGAGGGCUACCGUUGGCAGGCCAGCCUUAAGCUGUACUCCAAGGAGAAGGGCAUCAAACGGGAGCUGUACUGCCUUUCCGGACACGCUUCGAUGAAGUGGGUAAGGAAAGCUUAA